AUCGUUUCCAUCUCGCCUCGCUUGCUUGAUUCUUGAAGUGCGCGCUAAUUCGGCCUCGGUGCCCGCCAUGUCAAUUUCUGUCCAAUUUCCAGUGCCAAUCAUUGCUCAAGCCAUCACACCAGUCCUUACCACAGUCACCCGAAGUCCAGCCUCGCUUAGUCUUUUUCACGGUCCUGAAACCUCGAUUGGGGAUGAGAUAGGUCAAUUGUGGACUGUACCAUCUCGUUGGUCGAGCAAGCCACCCUGGCUGAGCUGCUCACUAUGCUCACUUCUGGCCCACUUGAGAUACGGCCUUCACGAACUCAGCUCUUUCUCAAGGUGAAACGUUGCGCUGACUAGAUGUUCGUGACCGGGAGCCGCAGCCGCAGCUGGCUCAUCUUUUGAUAUGCUCCUUCGUUCCUUCUUGCCCGUGUCUCUUAUUCUCUUCCAAGACCCUGGUGGUUUGACGAAGCUGCCACUCGCCAGCCCGCCUACCAAGGUACACAGCAAGCCAAAUCUCUAAUUGUGUUGUGCAGCGCAGCCUCAGAUCGCAAAGACACGAAUUGUACCAAACUCAUAUCACAGAAAACCCCGUGCGCGGUACCAACGUCUUUCUCUGCUACCACUGAACGUCCGUACACCUUGUGUUCCGGGCAGUAUUUGGUACAAUGGCCACGACCAGCACCACCAAGCAGCUUCGUCUGCAGACAGACUCCUUGUCCUUGAUCCCGAAAAAGUAUCGCGGAGAAGCCGACGACCCUCACUUUAUCCCCGACUCUCCAUUGAUUGAAAGGCAGAUGUUGACGGAUCAAGAGGAGGGCGAACUGAAGCGAAUGUGCGCACUGAUGCUCGCCAAUGUACAACACUCGGACGACAUGUCGGAAGAUCCUCUCAAAUACCUCGCAGCACAGAUCCACGAAGGCAGGCCACCAGCAGAAAAGGUUGUGAAACAAGAACAAAAGUCCAAGGCACCACAAAGGUCGGAUACCAACGUGACACACGAUAUUCUGGAUCUUCAUGUCGACUCUGCAAUCUCCUCGGACGUUUCCCAUCGCGACACCUUUUCGAGUGCAGAUGAUUACUCGACGCCAUUGACUAGUGCUGGAUUUACGCCUGGAGCGAGCACUCGACGAUUCUCUGACACCACAAGAAAAUCUGCGGCAAGUGCAAAACGAGCUGGCAGCAGCCUGCGAAACGAGACAGUGUCCGUGACAAAGAGUCGGAAAACAUCGAAUUCUGGUCUACAGAGGACGAUCGACUUGAGUAAAGCAUCUACCGAGGCAGAUCCCGCCAGAGCUACCCUUCGAAUUGUUCCUUCAGACUCUUCACCUUUACGGACUAGAGCCGUCAAGUCCAUGGACGUUCCUCGCGACCCGAGCUUCUCCGUGCCGGACUUGAACAAAAAGUUGCCUCCACCACCUCUAGAGCAAGUUCAAACCGAAGAUGAGAAACAGCCACACAUCAGUCGGUUGAUGAAGACAAUCCGCAAGAAGAAAAGCACCAUGGACAAUAGAAACCUCUCGACUGCAUCAGCACCUCCUGUAACAACCAUUGAUCACAGCCCAGCUGCUGCCAGACCAAGGACAUCAACCGCACCAGCAGGACGACAAGCGUCAGUGCAAACCCAGACCGAAAGCCUUCCCAAAAAGCGGUUCCGACUUCGAUUGUUCUCAAGAAGGCAAAGGCCUGUCGAUAUUCUAGUCACCUGAAGACCCGUAUUACAUUCAUCAACAACAACACUACUCGAUUAUAAUGUUCAUGGAAGCGCCGGCGUUCAGGAUUUUACGUCAUAAUACAACCUUUUCAGUCAGGGUUUACAGAUCCAGCGUGGUCACAAGAACACACACACGAUGCAUGUCAAAAAAAGCUUUUUGUCGAGCAUCCUUCAUGCCAAAAAUGACGUGUUUAAACAAUCAUCAGACUUUUUACGACCUUGGUAUACGACUUCAAAGAUCAGCGAUUUGAUAUUUUUCGUAAGCAAACGGAGGAGAGUGGCUCGAUAUUUGCCGGAAAGUCCGCUCGGUCGCACACGGGAGGGAUGGAACGAGCCGGGCAGAUGCGGUGGAAAGAAGCAUGAAUUUCUUCCGCGGUUGUCAUAAAGAGUAUACAGACUAUUUCUAAUAUGGUAGGAGGAGUGUGAGCGAUGGUUUCAGACGCAGCGUACCGAAAUUCUUACGAUCUGCGAUGCAGAUCUCAUCAAAGGUGUCCACAAGUGUCUCGGAUUGCCGGGACUGCACCUUCGUCAACAAACGGACCGUUAAUGUAAGGUGCCACUCAACGACUUUCCACUUUUCGACGACUUCAGGUGGCUUUGCUAUGGGCGCGCAACAUCGGGCCAAACUCUAGCCCCCUUCAAUCGUUGAACGGUCGAGGUUGUUGAGUGAUACAGUACGUUGGCAUCUCACUAUUGCCAAGAAAUCCAUCCGAGGUUCAUGUUGAUGAGAGUCUAUGGAGUCAUGUACUUCGCGGCAUUGGGCCAGCAAGGAUCCAAGAUCCUGCUGAGGCCGUCAACGAAUGCAUUUCCAUCCCUGGCCAAUGUUGCUCCCCAUGCCUACACUCCUAUCAAUUAAAUAUAUAAACCAUCAUCAUCAUGACAAAUCAACUGCUUGAGCUUUG
This is a messenger RNA of Exophiala oligosperma, 2595 nucleotides long. RefSeq lists its product as uncharacterized. Bases 648 to 1688 code for a protein of 346 amino acids. The transcript has 2 exons. The record is from RefSeq and is a predicted model, not a curated record. Lineage: Eukaryota; Fungi; Ascomycota; Eurotiomycetes; Chaetothyriales; Herpotrichiellaceae.